UUGAUAGCUCUUCUUCUCUUCAGCCUCUCCCAUCCCCUCUGAAAUUCUCUCAAGUUCUAAGCCUUGUGAGAGAGAUAUAUGGCUUGCCAAUUGAGUGAUGGAAGAUGCAACAAAAUAUUUCAGAGCUCCAAACCUUAUGCAGCUAUGAUCUCCUUGCAAUUCGGCUACGCCGGCAUGAAUAUCAUCACCAAGCUCUCGCUCAAUCAUGGCAUGAGUCACUACGUAUUAGUCGUUUACCGUCAUGCUUUUGCUGCUCUAUCCAUCGCUCCCUUCGCAUUAAUCCUCGAGAGGAAAGUUCGGCCAAAGAUCACAUUCACCAUUUUCAUGCAAAUAUUUGUUCUUGGCUUGCUAGGGUUUGUAUUUCAUACUAAUUUUCUCAUGUUGUUAUUAUUGUUAAGGCCUGUGAUAGACCAGAAUUUCUACUAUGCUGGGUUGAAAUUCACAUCCCCUACCUUCUCUUGUGCCAUGAGCAAUAUGCUUCCUGCCAUGACAUUUAUAAUGGCUGUCAUAUUCAGAAUGGAGAAAGUUGAUCUGAAGAAGGUGAUAUACCAGGCAAAAUUAGUUGGGACUCUAGUGACGGUGGCAGGUGCGAUGCUGAUGACACUAUAUAAAGGUCCGAUCGUCGAGCUAUUUUGGACGAAACAUGUGCAUGCUAGUGCAGAUGCACCGGCGGCGGCGGCGGCCGCGACUGCGGUUGCUGAUGCCACUGACAAGGAGUGGGUCAAGGGUUGUAUCUGCCUCAUCAUAGCCACCCUUGCUUGGGCUUCUCUCUUUGUUCUUCAGGCUGCAACAUUGAAGAACUAUACUGCUCAGCUUUCUCUGACCACAUUGGUCUGUUUCAUGGGAACUCUGCAAGCUAUUGUUGUCACCUUGGUCAUGGAGAAGAACAAUAGUUCAGCUUGGAGGAUUGGCUGGGACAUGAAUCUGCUUGCGGCCGCCUAUGCUGGAAUUGUUACAUCAAGCAUUGCUUAUUAUGUUCAAGGACGGGUUAUAGAGAAGAAAGGACCUGUUUUUGCUUCUGCUUUCAGUCCUUUGAUGAUGAUAGUAGUGGCUGUAAUGGGCUCCUUCAUCCUCGCAGAGAAGAUCUAUUUGGGAGGAGUUAUUGGAGCAGUUCUGAUAGUGGGAGGACUGUACUCAGUUCUGUGGGGUAAGUACAAGGAAAGCAAGGAGAAGAAGGAGAAAGAAGCAAUGGCUCUUCCUAUGGCGAUGACGGUUGAGGCCAAGCAAGUGAUGGAAGGAGAUGAAGUUGAGAUAAUGAAGAAGAAGAAGAUUUCUUCUUCCUCUGUGGAUUCUGUGGCUGUUGCAGUUGCAGAAAGUGUGAAUGGAGCUUAGAAGCUGCGCUGAAAUUUGAGGGAAAGAGAGCG
Molecule: messenger RNA, 1364 nt
Organism: Dendrobium catenatum
Lineage: Eukaryota; Viridiplantae; Streptophyta; Magnoliopsida; Asparagales; Orchidaceae
Product: WAT1-related protein At5g07050
Exons: 7
Coding region: 79-1332 (417 amino acids)
Cellular component (GO): plasma membrane
Molecular function (GO): transmembrane transporter activity
Source: RefSeq, a predicted model, not a curated record